This is a messenger RNA of Sitodiplosis mosellana (orange wheat blossom midge), 5786 nucleotides long. RefSeq names its product actin-5C. The coding region runs from base 3842 to 4972 and encodes 376 amino acids. The transcript has 3 exons. Gene Ontology annotation, biological process: mitotic cytokinesis. The record is from RefSeq and is a predicted model, not a curated record. Lineage: Eukaryota; Metazoa; Arthropoda; Insecta; Diptera; Cecidomyiidae.
CAUUACAAUCCGUGUUCUCAGCAAGCGAACAACGAACCAAAUUUUUUAAACAAAAAUAAAACCACACAGUGUGCACUUUUAGUGAACGAAAAAAAAGCCUCCAACGGAUUAGUUUUUUUGGUGCAAAAUAAAAAAAAAGCAGAAGCGACAAAUCGUGAUAUUACUACUAGGAUUACAUUAGUGCAUAUACGCAAUUAUUUAUAUAGUUCAUUUUUUCCCCCGAUAUUUUCAACGAAAUUCCAAUGUAAGUACAAUUCAUACGAUGUUUCCUGUAAAUAACGAACUUUUUUUUUUCGUUCAUCGCUCAUUUCGGCUAUGUCAAUUUGUUUAUUCAAAAUUCUAAAAGUGCAGAUAAAAAACGACAACAAUUUGUUUUUCACUCGAACAAAAAAAGAAACGAUAUGAAUUUGUGUUUGGAUACUUAGUUAGUGAUAAUAAUUAUUUGUCAACAAAGUCAACGCGAACAAGCGCCAAAAAGAAACAAAAGCAAACCGACAAACAGAAUUCGAACCAGAAAAAAAACUGUAAGAACUGAACGCUAAAUUCCGCUCAUAAUCUUCUCAUAACUCGUGUGUGACAAUAACAACUCAAAGUAAGCGAUGCGCAUUGUGGCGACAACACACGAUUUGUGAGUGUGUGUGUUUGUGUUUCUUGUGUUUUCUCAUUGUGCGUUCUUUUGCUACGGCAUAGUUAAUUUGCUCUACAUUUCCUUUUACGCCCUUACGCCGAUAUCAUGAACGAAUUGUUUUGCAAAUUGCAAAUUAUCUGGCAUACGCGUGCAAGCACAUCAAACCAUGUUCGAACUCUAUCACUCGUUCGCUCUAUUUACAAUGGCCGAUUUUGAAAGUAAAUUAGACAAAGAGAAAAACCAAAUACCAAUUUUACUCAAACACAUUUUCAAUUGAACUCAUUGUUUAGUCUAUUCGAAACUGGCUAGAGAAAAAAAAAAUUGGUUUACAUUUGCGCCCGAACUAGUAAACAAAUGAAGAUGAUGUGUUCACAAUUCGAACGAGAGCAAUACUCGUCUCAGCCAAAAACAGAAACUAUUUACAUAUACGCGUAAUGCCAUGUGACGAAAUGCCGGCGUUGAUGAAGGAAGAUGAAACAAGCGAAGCAACCAUCCAAAAAAAAAAACGUUACCCAAUUUUUAAUUGUGAUUUUUUCAUUCCGUAGAUGGCUAUAAUUAGUAUGGCAAAGACUCUUGAGUUUCUCAGUCAGUUGAGUGUGUUGCCCAAAAUAGAUAUGUAUCGCGAACAAGUGUCGGCGUCAGUGGUUUUCCUUCGAAACACUACCGUGAUGCAAAUCGAAUUGAAGCGAUGAAUGUGUGUGAGAAACCAUUGCCAUAAAUAGACAUUCGACCAUUGCGCUCAUUUGAACUUGAAAAAUUGUGCGGCGUUUUUUUUUUCUCGUCUCUUCUCGCCACUCUAUAAAUAUAUCGAAACGUUAAUAUUCGUAAUUCCGAUUCCGACAUUACCUAUCCUACGUGAAAAGUGGUUGGUUGCUUGGUUCAUUCGUUCGUUUGUUCGUUCGCCGCAGGCGAGCUAGAAAACCUUCGCAACGCUUUUGAUCAACCCAUGUAUGUAACUAUAUGUUGCUCGGCUAAUGUUGUGUAUUAAAUCAAUUUCGAUGAAUUUGUUGCUAUCUUUUGUUGCUUGGUUCAUUCGUUUGUUGAAACAUUCUUCCAUAUUCGGAUAGCAAUGUUUGCCAUAGCGCCAUGCCUUUCGGUUAUUAUUGCUCCAAAAACUGCACGCAAUCCAUUAAUACACCGUGGUUGUGUCAUUUGGAUUAUUUGGUGUUAUUCAAUUUACUUUUGUUGUCCUGUCUUCCACUGUUUCGCCGUCUCGCUCGCUCUGGCUCUGCGGCAAAUUUGCCGCAUUAUUUUGGUAGUUGUCGAUCGCUUCAGAACAAGCGCACAUGACAACACACCAUAUCCAAGCAAUAUGCAUAAAUCGACCGAAUUUAAUGUUGGCCAAUUUGAUAUGGCUGCUCCCAUAUUUGCUAAAAAAAAAAAUUUGCUUAUUCGUCGCUUUCGUCUCUCGGGUUUUUUGUUCGCUUUGUCUUCAACCGUUGCACGAUUUCGGCAACACAAAUUGUGUUGUUGCCUUCCAAUCAUUUCAUUCUCUCCUUUUCUUGCAUUCAAUUUUUUUGGAUUGUUUUUUGUUUCUCUGUUUCCUUUGUAUAUUCGGCUCAUUUCAUAUUCACUUCAACGAAAAAGGUCAUAAAACACAUUUUGAGUCAAUAUGACAGUUUCCUUUUAGAAUUAAAAAAAAAAUAAUUCAAUUUUGUAGAACAAUGGUCGACUCGUGUAAAUGAAGCAUGAAAGGCGAAACGGAAAAGCAGCACACACUCACACGACUCACUUUUUUUUAUCAAUUCAGUUAUCGUUUUCUUUCUCUUUAUCCAUACGUGGUGAUUGUGUGUUUUCCUUUCUUUUGAGAGAAAAAAAAAACCAACAACAAUAACGGCACCAGAUAGAGAUAUUUUUAAGUUAAAUAGAUAUGUUAUUCAAAUGGCAUGAAAACACCCAUGCAUUGUUACUGACAGUUAUACUAUUUCUUUGGCAUUUAAAUGAAGUUGCUUCAAACAAAAGCCACAUAAAAAAAGGCAGUAUAUAUGGAAAAAGAAACAAAAAUGCUUGUCUCUUCUCUCGUCUAUGACACACACACUCCAUAAUCUCUCUAAUUCUCUGCCUGUGUCUCAUUUGCCGACAUUGAAUGCAAUAUUGCGGUGUAAACAGUAAUAAUAAUAAUUUCUGAAAUGAAUGUAGAGAAUGAAAAAAAGCAAGAGCAAGCCAUUAACGAUCCCCGCAUAAAUACAGGGAAAAAUUCACGGAAGAGACAAAUUUCAUUGGGUUCACCCAAGGCAAAAGACACUUAUUUGGUCGUGUUAUCUGCGCGACAAGCAUUGAAAAUUCAGAUAUAUAUAUAGAGAGUGCUAACGAAGCACUCAUAUCAUAUAUGGCAAAUGAAAUUCAAUCGCGAGCGCAUUGCAAAACAAGAGGCAAAGUACAGAAAAAUCGAAUGAAAGACGAGAAAAAAGAAGAAUUUUAUAUAUGAUUCGCCAAACGUGUACAUUGAUUCUAGAUGGUUUCAAAAAAAUAUUGGACUGCAACAAUCUAUGAUUGCACAAACACCAAGCAUAUUUGCCGAACGACAGAAGAGAUUACGUGUAUGUAUGUGAGUGAAUGAGAGCCGCGUCACACACAAUGUAUAAAGUGCUGACUCUUUUUUCCCUUCGUCUUUAAAAAAAAAAAUUCCAAUUUUAUUGUGUGUACGCUAUUUUUUUCUUCUCGUUCAUUCGUCGCUUCGUUCGUCAUGUUCAUCACUUUUACGUGGAAUUCUGUUUUAAAACAUUGCCUUAUAUGGUCAUGAAAAUGUUUGAUCGUUUGUUACGCGCACACUCAUGCCUUACACUCAUACACACAGCAAGCAGUGUUGGCGCUGGAAACGCCGAAAGCCGUACGUGUGUGUAUACUUGUAGCAACUGUUCGGGUUUUUAUGGUGUGAUGAUUCAAAAUUCCAAGCGUUCGUCAUCCGAUAUUGUGAUUGUGUGUGCGCGCAUACUGUGUGUAAGCCGAUACGGUGUGCCAUAGUGGUUGUGCAAUUGGUGGGGAUAUUUUGUUCAUAUUUGGUAGCGCUUUUCGCUUCGAAUUGAAUCGGAACGAACGUUUUUUUCUGCAUACUGUAGCGUCACUUGUCGUUUAGCCUUAGAAGUGUUAGGAAUAAAAUUCAUUUUAUUUCUGUUGUGCGCAAGCAAUCCAACCUCAACUAGAAGAUAUUCCAUAUUUGCUGUGGUGUUUGAAUAAUUUUUUUGUGUGAAACUUUAACAAAAAGAAUUCAAUAUGUGUGACGAAGAAGUUGCUGCCCUCGUUGUUGACAAUGGAUCCGGUAUGUGCAAAGCUGGUUUCGCUGGAGAUGAUGCUCCACGUGCCGUGUUCCCAUCGAUUGUCGGUCGUCCACGUCAUCAGGGUGUGAUGGUUGGCAUGGGCCAAAAAGACUCGUACGUUGGAGAUGAAGCUCAAAGCAAACGUGGUAUCCUCACAUUGAAAUACCCAAUUGAACACGGUAUCGUUACCAACUGGGAUGAUAUGGAAAAGAUCUGGCAUCACACCUUCUACAACGAAUUGCGUGUCGCCCCAGAGGAACAUCCAGUUUUGUUGACCGAAGCCCCAUUGAAUCCAAAAGCCAACCGUGAAAAGAUGACACAAAUCAUGUUUGAAACAUUCAACACCCCAGCUAUGUAUGUAGCCAUCCAAGCUGUGUUGUCAUUGUAUGCUUCCGGUCGUACCACUGGUAUUGUCUUGGAUUCAGGAGAUGGUGUCUCGCACACCGUGCCAAUCUAUGAAGGUUAUGCAUUGCCACAUGCUAUCCUCCGUUUGGAUUUGGCUGGUCGUGACUUGACUGACUACUUAAUGAAAAUCUUGACUGAACGUGGCUACUCAUUCACAACCACAGCCGAACGUGAAAUUGUCCGUGACAUCAAGGAGAAAUUGUGCUACGUUGCAUUGGACUUCGAACAAGAAAUGGCCACUGCAGCCAGCUCCAGCUCAUUGGAGAAGAGCUACGAAUUGCCAGAUGGUCAAGUCAUCACCAUCGGAAAUGAACGUUUCCGUUGCCCAGAAGCUCUCUUCCAACCAAGCUUCUUGGGUAUGGAAGCCUGUGGUAUCCAUGAAACCACAUACAACUCAAUUAUGAAAUGCGAUGUCGAUAUCCGAAAGGACUUGUACGCCAACACCGUAUUGUCCGGCGGUACCACAAUGUACCCAGGCAUUGCUGAUCGUAUGCAAAAGGAAAUCACCGCAUUGGCACCAUCAACCAUGAAAAUCAAGAUUAUCGCACCACCAGAACGUAAAUACUCCGUAUGGAUCGGUGGUUCGAUCUUGGCAUCGCUUUCAACAUUCCAACAGAUGUGGAUUUCGAAACAAGAAUACGACGAAUCAGGCCCAUCAAUUGUGCACAGAAAAUGCUUCUAAGCUAAUCAAUCAAUCGAGCGACGACAACAACACACGCACCUCGCAGUCGAAAAUCGAAAUCGGCCGUAGCAACUCUAACUGCAUCCAUUUUAAGUUCGCUACAGCAACAAAAUCAUCAACAAGAAUAAUAAUAAAAAUUGAAUACAACAACAAAAAAUUACAUUCAAAAAAAUACAUUUAAACAAAAAAAAAGCAACAACAACCAACACAUAUUCUCAAGAAACAGCAACAACAACAAGAAAAAAAAAUACAUGCGCAUUCACACAUUACAUAUACUUAAUUACUACUUUUUUUUCGUUAUAUGUAUGAUUAAAAAAGAAAAGGAGAAAUAAAAAAAGAAAACGUAAAAGAAAGAGAAAAGAGAAAGAAAAACGGAUCAGAACGAUGAAAUAUUGAUAUGGAAUUUUUCAAACGGAAAAGCAUAUUUUCUAUUUGAUAUAAUUUAAACAAAAAAAAAAAAAAUUCUAUGCUAGAACGAAAUGCGUCUCGAACAAGUUUCUUCUGCAAGCCAGUCGAUUUAGUUAUAUACGUUCAUUUCAUUUUUUAUCGUUUUCGAUUCAAUUUUUUUUUGCCCGGCUCUAGCAUUUUUUUUUUCGUUUCUCAUUUUGAAAGUAAUUAUCCUUUUUUUUGUUUUGUUUCGUUUGAGAUAUUGCAUAUUUUUUUCGUUCGUUUGCAUGUUUCUUUCCAUACACUACACACAAAAAAAAACACACACAUUCGUAUGAUUAAAAUUAAUAUUAUUAAUAUGAAACCAAAUGAAGUUGGAAUUAAAAUAAAAGUCGAAAAAUAAACAAUUUCAUACAAAAAAUGUAAA